UGAAGUGUUGGUGACUUCUAUAAUGCAGCAAAGAGCCUGUUUGUGCCAUUUGACGACAAAGGAAAAAGGAAAGAACGCCGGACACGAUGACGAAAAAGGAAACCGAUCUCUGAACCUUGGAUUAUCAAUAUCCGUUCCCUUCUUACCUUUCCUUACACGCAACUGGUAUCUUAUGGCGACAAUGGCAGGCUCUAAUGGCAUCGCAAGCCAGGACUGGGCAGGGCGUUACGACCAUAUUGACCAGAUACUCAACACGCCGGGUCCCCGUACUAGUCCCGCAUUCAUGGCAGGGGACGGGGUCAAGGACUUCCUUCGCAAUCAGGCCAAAAUCCUCGUCAUCGGUGCAGGCGGUCUGGGCUGCGAGAUUCUUGCCAAUCUUGCGCUCACAGGGUUCAAGGACAUCCAUGUCAUUGACAUGGAUACAAUUGAUAUUAGUAAUCUCAAUCGACAGUUUUUGUUUAGACCGAAAGACGUUGGGCAACCCAAAGCCACGGUGGCGGCAGAAUUCAUCAUGAAGAGGGUACCGGGAAUCAAGGUCACGCCAUACUUUGGCAAGAUACAGGAUAAAGAUGACGAAUAUUACAUGCAAUUCAAUCUCGUCAUCUGUGGCCUUGAUUCUGUCGAAGCACGGAGAUGGAUAAACGCGACACUAGUCAAUCUCGUCGACCCAGAGAACCUAGAGAGUCUGAAGCCUCUCAUUGAUGGCGGCACAGAAGGUUUCAAGGGUCAAGCCCGCGUCAUCCUGCCAACGAUUACAUCGUGUUACGAAUGCUCCCUAGAUAUGUUGAACAAACCUACUGCUUUCCCCAUCUGUACCAUCGCCAACACACCACGUCUCCCGGAACACUGCAUAGAGUGGGCAUCGGUGCUCGAAUGGCCGCGUGUGCACAGAGACAAGAAGAUGGAUACUGACGAUCCAGACCAUAUCAAUUGGCUGUACACGGUCGCGUCUGCGCGCGCGAGAGAAUUCAAAAUAGAGGGUGUGACGUGGUCACUCACCCAAGGAGUGGUCAAAAACAUCAUCCCUGCUAUUGCCUCUACCAAUGCCAUCAUUGCAGCGGCUUGCUGUAAUGAAGCCUUCAAGAUUGCCACCAGUUCUGCUGCUUUCCUGAACAACUAUUUCAUGCUCAUCGGUACCGAGGGUGUCUAUUCGUAUACGUUUGAACACGAAAAGCGAGACGACUGUCCCGUAUGUGGUGGGGAGUCUUUAGAGAUGUCCAUCGGCCCGGAGAUUACUGUUGAAGAGUUGAUCGACAUGCUGACAGAAAAGCAGGAUAUCCAGAUCAAGAAGCCUUCGUUGUCAUCUGGAUCAAUACAAAUUUAUCUUCAGGCUCCUCCUCAACUGGAAGCUAUUACCCGCCCCAAUUUGCAGAAGAAGGUAUCAGAGCUUCUCCCCACAGGAGGGGAAGUUACUGUUACUGCCAGCACAUUACCUUUUAAUCUGUCGUUAAACAUCACUUACAAGUGAUAAUUGUAUAACAUCCUGUCCUGUCAUAUUGCUGUCGCAUUGUUGUAACAAAGCAGAAAUACAAACAAAAUCUAACAUCAAGUCUCCA
Messenger RNA from Guyanagaster necrorhizus, 1556 nucleotides. RefSeq lists its product as uncharacterized. Gene Ontology annotation, cellular component: cytoplasm; nucleus. NCBI's taxonomy places the organism in Eukaryota, Fungi, Basidiomycota, Agaricomycetes, Agaricales, Physalacriaceae. Gene Ontology annotation, biological process: protein neddylation. Bases 182 to 1468 code for a protein of 428 amino acids. The transcript is spliced from 8 exons. The record is from RefSeq and is a predicted model, not a curated record. Gene Ontology annotation, molecular function: NEDD8 activating enzyme activity.